AUGAAAAUAUGUCUGCUGAUCCAAGAUCUGGUCUGCGCACUAAUGAGAAACUUCCAGCUGAGGAAAACCAAGUCAAAGGAGGCUAAAUUGACAUCGAAAAAGAGAGACAAGAGAACAUGGACAGCGGAGGAGGAGAGGUUGCUUAUUGACAUUCUACAUAACAUGAAUGAUUCUUCUUGGAAAGUAGAUACUGGCCACAAGUCUGGAUAUCUGACCUACAUUGAGAAGGAAAUGGCUAAAGUGCUGCCACAUGCUGAUCUUAAAGCAGAUCCACAUAUCAGGUCUAAAGUUAAGAUUUUGAAGAAGCAACUUUCAUAUGUUCUGGAAAUUAUGCAAAAUGGUAGUGGGUUUGGAUGGGAUGAUGAGAAGAAGAUGGUAACUGGAGAUAGGGAGACGUAUAUGGGCUGGGCAAAGUCUCGUGAGGGAGCAGGUCCUUUGUACAUGAAGCAUAUGGUUAACUUUGACAAGCUAUGUGAGGUAUAUGCUACUGAUUUAGCUAAAGGAGGGAGUGCUAAAGGUCCGGGUGAAGAAGAAAUAGUAGAAGAUGGAUCAACAAUAGAUGCACAACCUACCAGCAAACCAGCCAAGGAGAAUCUUCCUGAAUUAAAUGAUACAAGCCCAUCCGGUGGUUCUAGGCAUGGUCGUAAGAGAACAUACCCUGAUGAUGAAGCACUUGAGUCAGGUCUUGCAAGUGUGUCGAAUACAAUUGCAAAGUUCUUGGAAGCUGAGCAGGAGAAUGCUAAAACCAUGAAUGGUUUACAGAGGGCAUUUAUGCAUGAAUCGCAUGUUCAUGAGCAAACAUCAGCCAAUAGAACCAAGUUACUUGAUAUUCUCCAGAAUCUUAAGGGUCUCACAACCGAAGAGGUUGUAAUGGCUAUCCGUGUCAUUGGUGGUGAUGCUGGAAAGACAGAACUUUUCAUCAAUUUGCGUGAUGAUUACAAAGUGGUGUUUGUUCGUCAGGAGCUUGACGCGGCCAAAAAAUAA
Molecule: messenger RNA, 984 nt
Organism: Triticum turgidum subsp. durum (durum wheat)
Lineage: Eukaryota; Viridiplantae; Streptophyta; Magnoliopsida; Poales; Poaceae
Source: the annotation of a GenBank genome assembly